AUGAAGUUCUUCACAACCGCCCUGACCGCUGCCCUCGUCGCUACUGGCGCCUCUGCCCAGCAGGCCGUCGUCAAGAACAACUGCCAGACCACUGUCUACGUACAAUCUUUCCCGUACGACGGCAGCGCCGCUGGCCCAUUGACCACCCUCGCACCGGGAAAGUCCUUCACUGAGGACUUGCGCCAGUCCGGCUCGACCGUCAAGGUUGCGAAGACCAAGACCUUGAGCACCCCGCUGUUCUUCGGUUACUCGUUCAGCUCCAACCCGGACUAUGCCUACUAUGAGCUGAGCACACAAUGGGGCAACCCGUUUGCUGACAAGCACAACGUCCUGACCCCUGGAGACGGCUGCGAGUUCUUUGACUGCGCUGCCAACGAUGCCAACUGCUACAGCAAGCCGGGUGCGAGCAAGGUCUAUGGAUGCCCACAGCCUGUUAACCUGGAACUGGACCUUUGUGUCUAG
Messenger RNA from Chaetomium globosum CBS 148.51, 462 nucleotides. RefSeq lists its product as uncharacterized. The transcript has 4 exons. The record is from RefSeq and is a predicted model, not a curated record. The coding region runs from base 1 to 462 and encodes 153 amino acids. Lineage: Eukaryota; Fungi; Ascomycota; Sordariomycetes; Sordariales; Chaetomiaceae.